This is a messenger RNA of Lynx canadensis (Canada lynx), 2964 nucleotides long. It is a transcript of the gene ACP3, whose product is annotated as acid phosphatase 3. The record is from RefSeq and is a predicted model, not a curated record. The coding region runs from base 114 to 1370 and encodes 418 amino acids. Gene Ontology annotation, biological process: dephosphorylation; lysosome organization. Gene Ontology annotation, molecular function: acid phosphatase activity. Gene Ontology annotation, cellular component: lysosome; plasma membrane. Lineage: Eukaryota; Metazoa; Chordata; Mammalia; Carnivora; Felidae. The transcript is spliced from 11 exons.
UCCUCCCAGCGACUCCUUCCCUUUCAAUUCCUUUGAUAAAUAGCUUCCCCUCUAAUGGCUUUUGCUCUGGAAACUGCACCUCCUAACUCCUGCCAGAGACAGUUCUCCCCAGCAUGAGCGCUGUCCCGCUCCCCUCGGCCAGGACAGCAGGUCUUCCUCUUAGCUUCUUGUUUCUGCUUUCCUUCUGGGUAGACCGAGGUGUGGUAGCUAAGGAGCUGAAGUUUGUGACAUUGGUAUUUAGGCAUGGAGACCGAAGUCCCAUCGAAACCUUUCCUAAUGACCCCAUCAAAGAAUCCUCAUGGCCACAAGGAUUUGGCCAACUCACUCAGCUGGGCAUGGAACAGCAUUAUGAACUUGGACGGUAUAUAAGGCAAAGAUAUAGAAAAUUUUUGAAUGAGUCCUACAAACGUGAACAGGUUUACAUUCAAAGCACGGACGUUGACCGGACUUUGAUGAGUGCUAUGACAAACCUUGCAGGCCUAUUUCCCCCAGAGGGUAUCAGCAUCUGGAAUCCCAGCCUACCAUGGCAGCCCAUCCCGGUGCACACAAUCUCUCUUUCUGAAGAUCGGUUGCUGUACCUGCCUUUCGGGGACUGCCCUCGGUUUAAAGAACUUAAGGAUGAGACUCUCAAAUCGGAGGAAUUCCAGAAGAGGCUGCAUCCUUAUAAGGAUUUUAUAGAAACCUUGUCAACAUUUACAGGAUACCAUACCCGGGACCUUUUUGGAAUGUGGACUAAAGUCUAUGACCCUUUAUUUUGUGAGAGUAUUCACAAUUUCACUUUACCCUCCUGGGCCACAGAGGACACCAUGACUAAGUUGAAAGAAUUAUCAGAAUUGUCCAUCCUGUCUGUCUAUGGAAUUCACAAGCAGAAAGAGAAAUCUAGACUGCAGGGGGGUGUCCUGGUCGGUGAAAUCCUCAAUCACCUGAAGAGUGCAACUCGGCCAUCAAACCACAGAAAACUUGUCAUGUAUUCUGCACAUGAUACUACCGUGGCUGGCUUGCAGAUGGCACUAGAUGUUUACAAUGGAAUCCUUCCUCCCUAUGCUUCCUGCCACAUAAUGGAAUUGUACCUUGAGAAUGGGGAGUAUUUCAUAGAGAUGUACUAUCGGAAUGAGACGCAGCACGAACCAUAUCCCCUCACACUGCCAGGCUGCACUCCCAGCUGUCCUCUGACCAAGUUUGCUGAGCUGGUUGCCCCUGUGAUCCCCCAAGACUGGUCCACGGAGUGUAUGACCACAAGCAACAACCAAGUUCUAAGGGUCGUCCUUGCUGUUGCCUUUUGCCUGGUGUCUGGUGUCCUCGUGGUGUUGCUGCUUACCCUCAUCCGCCAUGGGCCCUGCUGGCACAGAGACCCCUAUCGGAAUAUCUGAACAGAUGGCUGAAUAAGGGCGGACACACCACACCAACCACCAACCUCCUGGGAUGCAGCACCUCUCAGUGAUGCCUCAUGGAAAGGACUGGCUUUCACCAUGUGGACAUCACCCUGCCCACACCCUUCCCUUUGAGCCUGGCUAGAGCAGGGUCUGAACUCACCCAGGGACUGAUGAAUGAACCCCAAGUUACUUGGUUAGGUCUCCUGAUGGUUAGGUCUCCUCAUCAUAGUGCAAGCUUCUCAUGCAGCUAGAAGGAAGUUCUUCUGCAAAGGAUAGUUGUAUUCUCUGGCAUGGAUGUCCAGAAAGAAAGAAAGAAGUUAAACUCCAACCAGCCUUUUGCCUUCAAAGAGCAAAUGGUUACAACGUGUGACAACAUAGAUUAAAGAAGACUGGAUAAUGACAAUAACUACACUAGAAAUAGUAUCAUGUAGGAUGAUUCUUAAGAAAUAAGACCCAACCAGAAGGUGUAAAUAAAUCUUUUUUUUUAGCUGUUAAGUAGGUUAAAUACAAACAUGUAUACACUCCUGAAAAGAAACUCCUACCCAGUGUUUGAUAGCUAACAGAUUUCUGUAUGUGUAUAUAUACUAACACAUACAAACACAUAGCUGUAUUGAAACUGCCUUAGAGAGAGGUAUUUAAUUCUCAGAAACUGUAAUAUCGACUAUUGUAAUUGUUGCUCAGGUCAUUUUCCCCACAAUUUCUAUAAUGGGGAAUAACCAGGAAGUCCAUGCAGUCGUUUCUUUUUUCUACCUCUACCAUGAGACUAUAUUUUUAUUUUAUUUUUUUUUCAAUAUAUGAAGUUUAUUGUCAAAUUGGUUUCCAUACAACACCCAGUGCUCAUCCCAAAAGGUGCCCUCCUCAAUACCCAUCACCCACCCUCCCCUCCCUCCCCCCCCCCAUCAACCCUCAGUUUGUUCUCAGUUUUUAAGAGUCUCUUAUGCUUUGGCUCUCUUCCACUCUAACCUCUUUUUUUUUUCCUUCCCCUCCCCAUGGGUUUAUGUUAAGUUUCUCAGGAUCCACAUAAGAGUGAAACCAUAUGGUGUCUGUCUUUCUCUGUAUGGCUUAUUUCACUUAGCAUCACACUCUCCAGUUCCAUCCAUGUUGCUACAAAGGGCCAUAUUUCAUUCUUUCUCAUUGUCACGUAGUACUCCAUUGUGUAUAUAAACCACAAUUUGAGACUAUAUUUUUAUAGUUCCAAUUUCUUCAUUUCAUUUUAAAAGUAAGAGACUUACUUUCAUGAGAACUUUUCAUGGCCACUAUGAGAUAAUAAUAUAUUUAAUUACCACAAAUAGAUCUACAUUUCCCAAGUGGUGAAGUAGAAAGAAAAAUGGGAUGAAGGUUGAUGACCCUAUGCCACAGCUCUGCACUGGCUUUAGGCCAACAACUUGGAACAAGUUCUUUUAAGUCUUUUAAACCUUGGUUUAAUUAUCUAAAAAAGAAGAGUGGACUAGAUAAACAUGGAAGUCACAUCUAGUUCUCAUAUUCUGUGAACAAUUUAUUUUUCUUUUCAUUUCAUUCAUGGAUUGGUCAUUGUCCAAGAAAGCAUGUUCAUAAAUGGUACCAUUACAGUAAGCCUGAUAUGUAUUCUAAA